Messenger RNA from Sorex fumeus (smoky shrew), 1085 nucleotides. RefSeq names its product izumo sperm-oocyte fusion 1 (gene IZUMO1). Gene Ontology annotation, cellular component: plasma membrane; acrosomal membrane. Lineage: Eukaryota; Metazoa; Chordata; Mammalia; Eulipotyphla; Soricidae. The annotation marks the transcript as partial. The transcript has 8 exons. Gene Ontology annotation, biological process: heterotypic cell-cell adhesion; sperm-egg recognition; fusion of sperm to egg plasma membrane involved in single fertilization. Gene Ontology annotation, molecular function: signaling receptor binding; protein binding involved in heterotypic cell-cell adhesion. The record is from RefSeq and is a predicted model, not a curated record.
UCUGAGACGCGGGAUUCGGCUCUUCAGCGACCCCUAGUGUUGGAGUCGGGAAUCAAGGUCCUGUAAUCGCAACUGGGCGCGUGCGCUAGGACUUCCUAACAAGAAGGGGUGCGCCCUGAAAGUCGGGGUCGUCUGGUUUGGGGGAAGGUUUGUCCUCUCUCCGUUGAGUCUUCACGUCCUCUCGGAUUACGGGGAGAGGACGGACGUCCUCAAGUCUUCUCGGACGGCGCGCGCUGGCCAUAAUGGCACCGCGGCUGCCCCUCCUGGUCGCAGUCCUGGCCAUCUGCCUGCUUCCUGCCAGGGGCUGUGUCUUAUGUGAUCCAAAGGUGAAGAAAGAGCUGGACAAUUUAAGGACAGCUUACCUGCCUGAUCACCUGGACCAGCAGCAUCACGAAAGCUUUAUGUUAAGGGUAAAGCAGGCUGUGAAGGAAUUCAACGAUCUGGAGAUUGACGAGAAUUCCUUUAUGGGGGUCAUUGACCAGCAUACACUGGAAAAGGUGUCCUGGAGUUUGAUCAAGGAUAUUAAACGCAUGACGGAAAGUGCAGUAAAAGGUGAGCUAUUUGUGAAAGAGUUCUUCUGGAUGUUGAAGAUACAGAAAGAUAUCUAUGCACGACACAUGGCUCGGUUCCAAAAAGAGGUUUUUUGUCCCAACAAAUGUGGUACCAUGCUGCAGACUCUGAUCUGGUGUCAGACCUGCGAGAAGCAGGUUCAUUCUUGUCACAAGUCCGUCUUCUGCGGGGAACGCCUCGUCAAGGUCCAUCGUUUGGAAGACCUGGUCCUCAAUUGCGAGCUCAGCUGGCAUCAAGCUGCUGAAGGCCUGACCAAGUACAGCUUUUAUAGGGUCUGGAAGAACAAUACUGAGAGUUUGGUGUCCGAGGGAAAAGAGCCCACCCUUUCCAAGCCCAGGGUGGGUCCAGAAGAUGAAGGGAAAUACCGCUGCGUGCUCGGCUCCGUGCAAAAAACCCCAGCCACGAUCCUCAGUUUCACUGUCAAAGUGUUGCCCGAAAGACUUGAAGAGGAAACACUGCCAACCAGCGCAGAUAACCUCACUGUCGCCCACUUCCACGAUGCCACCAAGACCAAA